CGACCUAUUAGAAAAAAUGACCAUUUCACAUUAAAUGACUUUGAAGUAAUCAAUGCCGAUAAUGUAAAGAAAUAUUAUAAAGAAAUAUUACUUUGCAAAACAUGUUACCAUACCCAAUUCGAAGAAUUAGAAAUCGAUGAUCCAAAAGCAGAAAAAUAUUACAAAAAAGAAGGAAUUAAUAAACUAACCGAAUGCAACUUCUGUUGCAAACCAAUUAGAAAAAAACAAGGCUACCAACUCUGGAAUACAGGACAAUAUAUAAAAAAUGACCAUUUCACAUUAAAUGACUUUGAAGUAAUCAAUGCCGAUAAUGUAAAGAAAUAUUAUAAAGAAAUAUUACUUUGCAAAACAUGUUACCAUACCCAAUUCGAAGAAUUAGAAAUCGAUGAUCCAAAAGCAGAAAAAUAUUACAAAAAAGAAGGAAUUAAUAAACUAACCGAAUGCAACUUCUGUUGCAAACCAAUUAGAAAAAAACAAGGCUACCAACUCUGGAAUACAGGACAAUAUAUAACAAGAUAUGGUAUACACGCAAGUAAAAGUAUCAAUGAAUUAAAAAUUUAUAGACUAAUUGCUUUAAUUAAAGAAGAAGAAACUUUACUCGAUAAGGAAGGAAUUCCUAAACAAUAUAACUGCAAAACAAUACUUUUACAAGAAAAAGAAA
Racocetra persica is the source of this 661-nucleotide messenger RNA. The record is from the annotation of a GenBank genome assembly. NCBI's taxonomy places the organism in Eukaryota, Fungi, Glomeromycota, Glomeromycetes, Diversisporales, Gigasporaceae.